GAUUGGACGAAGUAAGCUACGUUUUCCUGCGCCCAGGAACAGGAGCACGCGGCCCGAGCCCGACGGGCGGCACUGCGAGAAAUAUGAGGAUUCGCCCGGGAUGCGCGGCUGUACUAGCGCUGCUACUGCAAGCCGCUCUUGUGGCGAGUAAGGCUGUGGAUCAAACGCAAUUACAGCAGAAGUCACAGCAGCAAACUCCAUACGGUACCGAUGCGCAAAAACGAUGGGGAGGCGAUAGUGGUAAUUAUGGCAGCAGCGGUUAUGGGAGUGGCGAUAUUGGUGGUCACUUCGGUGGCGGCGGCGACGUCGGCGGUCAUUUUGGAGGUGGCGAUGGCGGUGGUCAUUUUGGAGGUGGUGACGGUGGCGGUCAUUUUGGAGGUGGCGAUAUUGGUGGUCAUUUUAGCGGUGGCGAUGUCGGCGGUCACUUUGGGGGUGGUGACAUCGGAGGUCACAUAGGCGGCGGUGACAUUGGUGGUCAUGGAGGUGAUAUCGGUGGUGACAUUGGUGGUCAUCUAGGUGGAGGUGAUUUUGGAGAUGGCGGUGGAGGAAUCGGAGACCAUCAUGGCGGCCAUGACGAUCAUCAUGACAAAGGCUACUGGAAAAAGAAACUAAUCUGGAAGCCGGGCUGGAAGAAGAUCUGGAAACCGGCAAAGAAACAAAUCUGGAAACCUGCAUGGAAGAAAAUCUGGAAGCCUAUUUGGGUACCAACUCAGAAAGCGGUGUGGAAGGAAAUUCAAGUACCAGCUUGGAAGAAGAUCUGGAAGCCUGUGUGGAAAGAGAUUCAAGUUCCGGCGUGGAAAGAAAUACAGGUGCCGGCUUGGAAAAAAAUCUGGAAGCCGAUUUGGCAGCCAAUCAAGGUACCCGCUUGGAAGGAAAUCCAAGUACCCGCGUGGAAAAAGAUUUGGAAGCCUGUUUGGAAAGAAAUUCAGGUACCAGUGUGGAAAGAAAUUCAAGUCCCCGCUUGGAAAAAACUUUGGAUUCCCGAAUGGGUGAAGGUUGGCAUACCGGGUGAACACUUCCACGGCACGGAUCAUCAUGGAUGGCAAUACACCAGCCAUGAUCUUUGGAAAAAGAAGUUGAUCUGGAAGCCGGUGUGGAAGAAAUAUUGGAAAUCGGCGAAAAAACAGAUCUGGGUCUCGGAUAAGAAACUUGAGUGGAAAGAGGCUUGGAAACAAGUUUGGAAACCAGCGAAGAAACAAAUCUGGGUAGAGGAUAAAAAACUGGCCUGGAAAGAAGCUUGGAAACAGAUCUGGAAGCCGGCCAAAAAACUCAUCUGGGUCCCUGACAAGAAACUCGAGUGGAAGGAGGCUUGGAAACAAAUCUGGAAGAGUGAGAAGAAAUUAGAAUGGAUCCCCGACAAAAAGCUCGCUUGGAAGGAAGCAUGGAAGCAAAUUUGGGUACCAGCUUGGAAGGAAAUCUGGGUACCAGCGUGGAAAAAGAUAUGGAAACCAGUUUGGAUAUCCGAGUGGUUCCCUAAUGAGGAUCAUCAUCAUCAUCACGGCUGGGACCGUAAAGACACACAGGCUCAGAACACUCAAAUUGUGCCUUAUAGUCCUGAGAAAGGUGUCCAACAGAAUAAGCAAACACAGCAACAACAAGCGCAGCCACGACAACAUCAGCUACAGGAACGUAAAGUGGACAAUAACAAAGUCAAAUGGGACAGUUCCCAUUCUUUCCAAGCAGGUUCGCCGACGAUCACGCAGGAUUUAGUACCGCCACCUGCUAAUCAAAACGGAGGUCAAGCCAACUUUGCGUUCCCUACCCGUUGACAGGGCUAGAUUUCCGUGCAGAAUAAUCGCACUGUAAUUCACAAAAAAAUGCUUGUACAAACAUCUCCACGGGAGAAUGCUGUAACAUAAGCCGCUGUAUAUACUACAUCUUAGGAUUAAUAUAAGGUCGCGUAAAGCUUAAGUUACUCGAAAUUGUUUGACUGACGCGCUCCCUGUCUUUCGGAGUACCUCCUUUACCUAGAAAUGUCGUAACCUUUUUUCCCUUUCCUUGUUUUCUUUUUUUAUACACGUUGUUGUCA
This is a messenger RNA of Trachymyrmex cornetzi, 2029 nucleotides long. RefSeq lists its product as uncharacterized. The record is from RefSeq and is a predicted model, not a curated record. The transcript has 3 exons. NCBI's taxonomy places the organism in Eukaryota, Metazoa, Arthropoda, Insecta, Hymenoptera, Formicidae. The coding region runs from base 84 to 1769 and encodes 561 amino acids.